GAUAGAGAAAAAAAUUCCCCUUGAACAACGUUACAAGGCCCUCUUAAAAUUCGAGAAUUCCAACUUUAAGUAAAAACAAUUUGUCAGAAGCUAAAUCUACAGUUAAAAAUGACAAUUCUUACAAAAUCAACUGAUAAAAAGAAGUUACUACCCAUACCAACAGCUCCAAUUGCACCUGCUUCAUCGAUUUCUCAAUUAAGCGAUGCAGAAGCUGCAAGAAUCAUUCAUGCACGCCAUCGUGCACGCGCUACUACAUUGUUAGUAUUUUUGAUGGCAGUCUUGGUACUUUUGAUGGGUGUUUUGGCAGGUGUCUGCUUCUAUCGUCAAUAUUUACGAGAAAAAGUUCAGCGACUCGAAUGCUUAAUCCCUUACUCUAACGAUGUUGGUCGUGAAGAAAACUUCUGGGUUAAUACACGAUGGAGAGAUGGGGCAUUUUCUGAUUCGUUGAAAAUGGAUAAAAAUGAAGAUGACAUCACAAACGAGGAAGCUGCAAGUUUGAAAAACAUGCUGAGCUCAAUGUUGGAAGAAUUUCAACGAGAUUUCAACAAUCCAAUGAAAGAAAUGCGCGACUGGCAGACAGAUUUCAGUGAUAUUAAUGAUGACACAGUUCAGAAGAAAUGGUUCAAGGAAGAACUUGAAAUCAAAGAUGAUAACAGUGACAGUUAUGCAGAUAUCACAAUUCCAGAUUUUCGUGAUGGUCGUAAAGGUCGUUUCAUUCAUGAUUACAAAAAUAAUCAGACGACAAUUGUUGACGGAGAUGCAAAUCGUUGCUUCAUUUAUCCCCUUGACUACGAAGUCACUUUACCUCCACGAUCAAUGGCUGAUGUUUUCAUAAAAAUGCAAACCGGAUAUUACUUCCCCGACACAAAUGUAUUACGAAAGAAAAUGCGUGUAGUAGUCCCAGAACUCGACCAUGAAGAUGAUUACAUUUCACUAAGGACCUUAGACAUUUGCAACGAAAUGAAAAUCUACCGUUUGGAGCCAUUUGUAAGUGGAGUUUUCAAACGAUCAAUCGCUGACAAACUUGGGGAUCAUGCAAGUUUUGCUGAAUAUGCAGGCAAACAAAUAGUCACUUAUGACUUUAUGAAUUUAAAUGAGGUUGAACAAUAUGAAAAUGGCAAGAUAGCUAAAUAAUCAUUUUUUUUCGAAAAUUUCUCGCCAUUCCUUGUCGUUUCUCGAAAUAUACCAUUAUAAAUGUUAAAAGCAUUCAACUGACUAAGUUUUUUGCACAUAAAUUUUGAAUUUGAUUCUCCUACUUUUUUGAGUAUCUAAAAAUUCAGCUAAAUUAGAACCACACUAAAAUUGUCGCUUAACUAGAGCCACAAAUUUUAUGUAUAACUUUCUCCGUUUUCAGAGCUGAGUCAGCUAACAUGAAAGAACAUGUGGAAACAUUGAAUAAGAUAAAAAUGUCUUUGCAACUGUAAUCUCUGAAACCAAAGAAAAUUAAACGAAAAGCUAAUGGUUCUACCUAGCGAGGAUUUCAGCUUGGUUCUUAUUUAGCUAAGUACGUUAAUUUUCAUGAAAUAUCAAGUAUUGAUUGUUAAAUCUAAAGAAGCAUGAAAGUAAAUGAGAAGAAAAAAAAGCAAUCAAAUUAUGAUUUUUUAAUGGACAAUGCAUAUGAAGAAUAUGUAAAUCAAUUUAUUUAUUUGUAUCUGGGAAAUCGAGGACAUUAGUUGUCAAGAUAAAUAAUAUAUUUUCAAUGAAGUAUCUAAGAUACAAGCAGAUGGAUAAAUAAAAUAAACUUGAUUUAAAUAACUUGGUUUUUUUACUGUAUGGUUUGGAAUGUUGAUUAUUUAUCGAUAAAAAAAUACCUAGC
Molecule: messenger RNA, 1816 nt
Organism: Clunio marinus
Lineage: Eukaryota; Metazoa; Arthropoda; Insecta; Diptera; Chironomidae
Source: the annotation of a GenBank genome assembly